Molecule: messenger RNA, 957 nt
Organism: Paracoccidioides brasiliensis Pb18
Exons: 3
Coding region: 1-957 (318 amino acids)
Biological process (GO): deadenylation-dependent decapping of nuclear-transcribed mRNA
Cellular component (GO): nucleus; P-body
Molecular function (GO): hydrolase activity; RNA 7-methylguanosine cap binding
Source: RefSeq, a predicted model, not a curated record
AUGGCUGACGGACAAGAGGCGGAGAGUUUGAUAUCGAAGUUCAAAGUCGAGAGACUGCUCAAUCAAGAUCAAAAUGACCGCCGCAUAUCCAUCCUUGGCUCUAUCGAUAACGCUCCUGGUAUCCUAAUCGCAGAAAGGGCUGCUUUUGUUUCGGACCCAGACUCGAUCAAAGCAUUCCUUGGGGCGCUAACUAACGUGACCAAUCUGGGCGCCAACGAUAUAUAUCGGUGGUACCUGGCGUCAACCGGGCAGAAUCACGUCUCCCCUCCAGACUUGAAGUUGAAUCUCAUCUGGCCUUGCACGGAGCAGCAUAUCUUGAAAUACUCCGCUCAGAAUUUGCGCAUGGUGACGGAAACACCUGAAAUAUAUGCAAGCUAUGUGCGUCCCUACAUGCAGAGUAAGCGGGAGAACGGCAGGUUGAACUGGGUGCAUAAUAUCGUAGAAGGGCGCAAGGAGCAGGAGGAUGUGAUACUUCGAGUGUCGGAUUCCGAGGAAGGCUUUUUACUUUUGCCCGAUCUGAACUGGGAUCGUAAGACUCUGGGGACCUUGCGACUUCUUUGUUUGGUGGAGAGACAUGAUAUUUGGAGUCUGCGGGACCUGAAGAAAAAACAUCUUCCAUGGUUGAGCCGCAUGAGAGAGCAGGUGCUAGAUGGGGUUGUGAAGGUGUAUCCUGAUCUUGAAAGAGACCAGUUAAAGCUGUACCUCCACUAUCAACCAACUUACUAUCACCUCCAUAUCCAUGUAGUCAACAUCAUGCUAGAAGCUGGCACUACCCAAUCUACAGGCAAAGCUUUUGGUCUUGAAAAUCUGAUCUCACAGUUAGAAACUAUGGGCGGCGGCCUUGAAGCUGGUAUGGCGGACGUUUCUCUCUCAUAUUUCAUGGGUGAGCAAUGUGAAUUAUGGACAAAUGUAUUCGGGCCUCUGAAAAGAGGGGAGGAGCCUAAAACAGCUGGAUGA